Trypanosoma conorhini is the source of this 1839-nucleotide messenger RNA. RefSeq lists its product as uncharacterized. The transcript has a single exon. The coding region runs from base 1 to 1839 and encodes 612 amino acids. The record is from RefSeq and is a predicted model, not a curated record. NCBI's taxonomy places the organism in Eukaryota, Euglenozoa, Kinetoplastea, Trypanosomatida, Trypanosomatidae.
AUGCAGCGUCAACUGUGGCUCUUUGCGCCGUCGCGCCGGCCCAGCUCUGACCGCAUUCGGCUCUUGACGUACCCCAUGGCGUUUGCGCAGCCGAACGCCACCGUGCCGCUCCUGCACGCCGCCGCUGGCACAGCAGACGGCGACAGGGGCGCAGCGUCGGCGCCGACGACAAGCCUUCACUUGCGGAUGCGGGAAAAGACGAGGGAGUUGCAUUCCCCCCACGCGGAGGGGGGCGACGUCAUUCAGCCGCGUCGCUGGGUGCGUGACCCGGACGAGCUUUGUGUGGCGUCCAUGCGACGCAGCAAAAACAUGAACAAAAUCAACACGUACGUGGCGACGUACAAGUUUGGCGACCCGCAGUGGGCCCCGUUGCUCCUGCCGCAGGUGACGUUUCGCCCGCAGCAUCACCCGGCGCAGAAGAAGGUUCACGCGGAGGCAGAGGCGGAGGCUGCCUCGGCUUCCACGCCGCCCAACACACCGCCGCCGACGUCAGGGGCCUCAUCCGCGUCGUUGCACGGCGGCAGUGGCGGAGGCAGCCGUGUCACCAUCGACCACAACAAACUUAUCACGCUGGAGUGCAUGUCACGGCAUGUCAACUUUUCCCUGCGGCACAUUGUCCAAAAGGGCCACGGUGUCUACCUCGUGCACCACGCCCAGCAUAGUCUGCUGCGGCCAAAGGGGAUUGUCGAGCGGUCCUAUGUGACGUGCGCGUUUGGCAUCCGCGGUGAGCGGCUGCGCACGGACAUUGUGCACGUCGGCCCGCUUGAUGCCAUGGACGUGCUCGACAUUGAGGAGGGACCACAUGGGCACACACGAGGCAUCUUUAACUUUCAGAAACCGGGCAUCCCACGCGGUGUAAUCGCUGUCUCACAGGUGGAGGGGUACGGCACCUGGUUUCAGCGGAAACCGAUGCUUUGGCAGCGUUCCCGUCGCAUCGGUGCCCUGCAAAGCCAACUCGGGGCCUUUACCUACGACCUCGCCCCACCGCAUGAGGUGGGCAAGCGGCGUGAGUGCGAGGUCUCCCUGCUUGCGCCGCACAUGCGCUUCUUUGGCAGUGGCGCGAGCGGGUCGGAGGCCGUGGGCGUCAUUGCCUCCUCGCAGGUGGCGCAGCAGGAUCGACUUUACCUGGGCGAGUUCGAGGCCCCCGCGAUGACGGCACUCGACGCGGUGCACCAGCUGGCGCAUGCCUCUGCCCUGCGCUGCCGUCUCGUGCGGCCGCUGCGAAGUCACUCUAACGGGGCUGGCGGCGAGCGCCAUGGAGCGGAGGCGGAGGAUGAAGCAAACUGUGAUGGCGAGGAGCUGGAGACGUUGGUGCCGCUGAGUUGGGCCACACGCACGCCGCCGCCGUACGUCCCGCUCGAGGCGGACCUACCGUUUAAGCUGCAGAUGUCUAAGCCGGCCGUGUUUGGCGGCGCGGGGCAGCCGCACGACGUGUACCCAACGGGCGCGACCGUCGGCUCCCCGUUCGUCCGCGGGGCCCCGGUGGUGCUGUUUGAGUACAACCUGCACCAGGGCGUGGACCACUACGUCUUCGACGACGCCCCGAGUGCGCGGCCAAUGAAGUGGUGGUCGCAGAAGAGCAACCUGCCGUACAGCGGGUACAUGUAUCUUGCGCGCAGCGGGGUGAUUGACCGGCUGUCGCCCGCAGAGGAGAUUCCGAACCCGCUCGAGCCAGCGGCGCGACGCAAGCCCCUGCACACGCUCGUCCCACCAACAAAGAGGGUGCAGCGCCGGCUGAGUCAGUACAGGCGGCGACUGCGGGAGGAGGCGCAGCGGGGAAAGGCGGCACGAGCAGCGGCCACGCAGUCCAACGGCACAGGCGGCAGCGGCGGGGAGUGA